Tuber aestivum (summer truffle) is the source of this 5655-nucleotide messenger RNA. NCBI's taxonomy places the organism in Eukaryota, Fungi, Ascomycota, Pezizomycetes, Pezizales, Tuberaceae. The record is from the annotation of a GenBank genome assembly.
CGCUGUAACCAAAGGGCUUACACAACCACCGGUGAUACUUCACUACCACUCAAGUUCCCGCUUCCACCAAAAGUUUCCCCCCAACCCCAUAUCCUUGAGAUCGGAUUUCUUCUUUCUCCCCUCAAUUUUCUCCCCUCCCUGCUUCCUUUUUGCUGCAUCCUUCCAGGAGUUCAUCUAUAUACCUCUCACGUUUGCAGUCUCCCUAUAGUACCUUCAAACAUCUCACUACUGCUGGCCCUAGAUAAAGAGGCCUCCUUUUUUUUUUUUUUUAAAAAAAAAAGGGAAAAAGUCGAAAAGAAAGAGAAAGGAGCUCUCGUCUUUCUCCAUCCGUUCCUAGAAUAAUUGAUAAACGGAGAUACAAUCUUCCUUUUCUUCUUCUUUCCUUUCCCUCUUCCUUUAUAGAAGAAAUACCAGAGUUUUACCAAUCAUGUCUGUCGUCGGAGUCGACCUCGGAGCGCUCAAUACUGUGAUUGCGGUGGCUAGGAAUAGGGGUGUUGAUGUUGUGAGUAUUGGUUCUUUUCUUCAUCCUUCACUUUCAUCUUCUCUCUCAUGGUGGGGCCAGGUGAAAUCUUGCGAUCGAUAAAAAGAGGAGAUUUGGGACUGACGCUUCUUUUCCAACCCGUAGAUCACCAAUGAAGUAUCUAACCGUGCAACACCGUCAGUCUACCCCCCACCAUUCUUAUUGACCUUCAUUUCACCUACCCUUUGUCCCCGGUUUCGUCUGGGGGAUUGCUUUCUUGCUUGGUGAUGGGUUUACUGAAUAUUCGAUGUUUAGCUCGAUGGUUGGGUUCGGUCCCAAGAGUAGAUACCUAGGUGAAGCGGCAAAGACCCAAGAGAUUUCGAACCUCAGGAACACCGUCUCCGGACUCAAGCGUCUUGCCGGCCGAAGGUUUGGUGAGCCGGAACUCGACAUCGAGAGGCAGUUCGUCUCAGUAGAUCUCGUCGAAGCGAAGGGUGGUGAAGUCGGUGCUAGAGUAAAGUACCUGGGUCAGGAUGAGGUUUUCACGGGUACCCAAUUGAUUGCGAUGUUCUUGUCCAAGGUUAGGCAGACGGCAUCGGCGGAACUCAAGCUCCCAGUCUCGGAUGUCGUGCUUAGUGUUCCUCCUUGGUUUACCGAUGCUCAGCGUCGUAGUAUCAUGGAUGCUGCCGAAAUUGCUGGCUUGAAGCUCCUCCGGUUGAUGAACGAUACCACUGCCACUGCUCUCGGCUAUGGCAUUACCAAGACCGAUCUCCCGGCCGGUGAGGAGAAGCCCCGCCGUGUUGCAUUUAUCGAUAUCGGCCACAGCAAUUAUACUUGCUCCAUCGUUGCUUUCAAGAAGGGCGAGUUGACUGUUUUAUCUACCGCUUACGAUAGGCAUUUUGGUGGACGGAAUUUCGAUAAGGCACUCAUCGAUCAUUUCGCAAAGGAAUUCAAGGAAAAGUACAGGAUUGACGUCUACACCAAUCCUAAGGCGUACUUCCGUGUUGCUGCUGGUGUCGAAAAGUUGAAGAAGAUUCUUUCGGCAAAUGCUCAGUCUGUGUUGAAUAUCGAGUCUGUUAUGAACGACGUUGAUGCUUCAUCAAUGCUGAAGAGAGAGGAGCUCGAGGAACUUGUCAUGCCCCUUCUCGGUCGUGUUACUGUUCCCUUGGAGCAGGCUCUUGCGGAUGCUGGUUUGUCGAAGAGUGAUAUUGACGCAAUCGAGCUAGUUGGUGGAUGUACCCGUGUUCCAUCGCUGAAGGACAAGAUCGCCGACUUCUUCGGAAAGCCGCUAUCCUUUACUCUCAACCAGGACGAGGCUGUAGCACGCGGAUGCGCUUUCGCUUGCGCUAUCCUCUCGCCGGUUUUCAAGGUUAGGGACUUUUCCGUGCACGAUAUCGUCUCAUACCCUAUCGAGUUCACUUGGGAGCAGUCAAACGAUAUUCCGGACGAAGAUACUAGCCUUACUGUUUUCAAUAAGAAUAAUGCCGUCCCAUCGACUAAGAUUCUUACCUUCUACCGCAAGGACCCCUUCGACUUGGAAGCCAAAUAUGCAGAGCCCAACAAGCUUCCGGGAGCCAUGUCCCCAUGGAUUGGGAGGUUCUCCGUUAAAGGCGUGAAGGCAGAUUCCAAAAAUGACUUUAUGAUUUGUAAAUUGAAGGCUCGUGUUAACCUUCACGGAGUCCUGAAUGUUGAGAGUGGAUAUUGGGUGGAGGAGGUUGACGUGGAGGAGGAGAUCAAAGAAGAGGGCGAUGUGAGUUUAGCCAUUUCUAGUCAAACAAGUGCCCUGCACUCCUCCCCUCCUAUCGGUUUUGAGGAAACUCGGGAUUUAUCGAGUCGCCAGCAUCAUCCAUCUGCUGCUUCCGGUGGCCCCCCGCCGCCCCGCAAACGCGUUAAAAUGGCCGAUGAUCUGUUACUGACUGGGCAGCAGGCUAUGGAGACGGAUGAAAAUGUCAAGCCUAAGACAUGUAAGGUUAAGAAGCAGGUUAAGGGCGGUGAUUUGACGGUUCUCAGCACCACAGCCACCAUCGACCAGACUCUUAAGAACAUCUAUAUGGAGCGCGAAAUCGAGAUGGUCAUGGAGGACAAGCUGGUUGCUGACACCGAGGAUCGCAAGAACGCGCUCGAGGAGUACAUCUACGAACUCCGGGGCAAGCUUGACGAUCUUUACUCUAAAUUCGCUUCCGAGGACGAAAAGAGCCAGCUCAGAUCUAUCCUAGAUGAUGCCGAGGUUAGUUUCCUGCCCCCACCCUUUCCAUCCCCACUAUACCGAGAUCGGUUAGAUACUAACAGUGCUAUAGAACUGGCUCUACGAAGAGGGUGAAGACACCUCCAAAGCAAUUUACGUCUCCAAGAUUGAGGAGCUUCGUUCUCAUGCCGGCCCCAUCGCUCAACGCUACUUCGAUAGAGAGGAGGAGAAGCGCCAGGCAGAAAUAGCGAAGCAACAGGAGGAAUACGCCAUGAGAAAAGCCCAGGAAGAUAUGGCUAAAAGGCGUGAGGGAGGAGAUAACGAUAGAAUGGAUACGGAUAAGGCUUAGAUUCCUUGUUUAUUUUUUUCUUUAUUCAUUCUUCAUGUUUUCACCUUUCCCCUGCUUCUCUUGUCCUUUUUAUUCUUCUUUCUUCUUAAUAGCCUUCACGCUCACUAUCCUCAUCAUCCUACCGCUUCUCCUUUCAUCUAAAACAACUUUAUUCCUUCCUCUUAGUAUUCUUGUGAAGCUUUUGUUGGCCUUGAGGUUUUGGGGGGAUCCAUGCGAGUCAAUUAUUGAAUCCCUUACUUUACACCAUGAUAAAUUUUAGGGGAAGAAGAAGAAAAGAAGCGCAAAGGCUCGUCCUUGUUGGCUUUGAUUUGUCUGGCUCGCUUUCUUUGGUAGCGGUUAAUGAAUCAUUUAUCUUUCCUACUUCCAGUUUCUCCUGAAAAGAAAGGGCUGGAAUUGCCUAGCUGGUCGGUAGCAUUGGAUUUAUUUCUUUCCAAAAAUUACAUUUUUCUUCCCUUGAGAAGGGCGAGGCGGAGGAGGGGGGUGUUGCGAUGUGAUGUGAUUGGUAUUCAUUUCCCUUUUUUUGCUUCAUUUCGUUUGAGCGGGUUUAGGAGGGAGGGAGGGAAGGAAGGAAGAUGGGAUGGGAUGGGAUGGGAAGAGGGAUGGACGAUUACGGGACAUAAAUGAAAUAGAUGUGAUACAUAUUUUUAUUUUAUUUCCUUAUUCAUUGCUGCUGUCUAAGUCCGGCGUGAUUGGCACGAUUGUGCUGUGGAUGGUAUUCUGUCGGUAUGUCCCAGUGGUAAUUUGGAGAUUACAGUACUGUACAGUACGCUGGGGGCCAAGUAGGAAUCGGGGAAUCCUUUCUCUUGCUCAGUGUGUCUUUGGAGGUAGAGGGUUUGUUUUCUGGCGCUUUUUGGUGACUUGGGUGUUGGUGGGAAUGGGACUGCAUGUGGCAGUUGGUGUUAUCGGAAACUAGAAUACGGUAUGGUAUGUAUGGUAGCCAUGGUGGAGGCCUUCCGGCCUUUUAUAUCUGCUCCGCAUGCAGUUACGUUAUUAGACUUUCUCUCUCACCAUUUCAUUCUCAUCUUUUCACUCUCUUUUCCUGUUCCACCACCCUACCCCGGGGAAAGUCUUUGUGCCCGCCACGAGGUGCGAGGAACCUCCCCUUUGGAGUAUGGCUCCUGUAUAGGAGGAUUUCGUGAUCGUACGAGCACACUUAGAACUGUCUUCCUGUGCUUGGGUUGGUUUGGGUUUGCGCCUAAUAUCCCACUGCUAUUCCAGUUGGGUUGGGAGCAUAGCCGGUGUUGUAUGCCACCUAGAGUAGAUCCGGGAUCAUUGCGUGGAAUCCCCUAUAGCGUGGUGUUGGAGAUGUUUUACGGUCCUCGAGUGUAGAUACGUUAGUAAUUGAAACGGAGAUAACAUCGCAGCGUCCGUGUAAUAAGGCUCAGUGGAGCGUUUCGACUAAGUUGAAUGUCUUUGUAUCCCCGAGGAAGACGGAUUUGGGGGGUGGGGGGGGGGGGGUAGUGAAUAUUGAUGAUUGGCGGAUCGUCCCAAGCUCCGUUUGAGAGUAUCGGGGUCUUCUGUUGAUAGGGUAUGGUAUUUGUAAUGUACUGGUACAGUACACGCGAUUUAGGACGUUCGCAGGGCGCUCCAUUUGCUCUGCAAUUAGCCCUCAAGGCAUUUACCAAUACCUGUCUGUAUCCCCAAGUGCGUCACGCCACCACCACUACCAAGGCUUCCAAUACAGCAGAAUGUAAUCCAAAGGCUUCGAUCACUAUACAACAAGGCUCCAGGCGGGUCUCGGGAAAGUCCCAAGGUGGUUAUUUCCGAUUGGACUUAGAGUUGUGCUGCCAGCUGUUAAAUGGGAUCAACAUCGAGUAAUAUGCACCUUUAAAGCCUCCCGGAUCCGGAUCCAAGGACCCAGUGCAAAGGACCAGGGUUAAUGACAUAUUAUCGUUCCUACAUUGUCAAAGUCCGUACCCCCGCGAUAAGUAAUUCAAUAGCAAACACGGUGCUCCACGGUAACCCCAUACCUAUACCCGCCACCCACCUAGUAGACUUGAGCGGAGCUCCUGCUGAGAUGCUAGAGUAAUCGAUUCCCUUUGUAUUGUAGUUAGUACAAGUAAAUCCUAAGCACAAUAUAAUACAGUAAUAAUAGCACAGAAUUACAAGGCCGUACUAGUACCAGAUACCAGUACUAUGUAUGUUGACCUCUUUUUCCUAUGAGGAAAAUUUCUCAUCUUGUGCCCCCAGCCCAGCAGCAUUCCAAAAAACACGGGACGACGACUUUGAACGCCAACUGCCGAGGAUCCGGCCGGCACCGCGACGACGUGCUUAUGCACGUUAAAAAAAUUGACCAAAAAAAAUAAACAGGCAGCCACCCGGUACACCGCAACCUAAACAUAAUACCGAUGACAUCAAUCAAAUCUUGGUGAUGCGUACCGGUAUCUGUCCACUUUAGUUAGGAUGAAACGAACAGCAGAUGCGCAGGAUGGGAUAGGGAAAAUAUUUUCGAAUUCUGUGAUCAUGACCUUGAUGAUUGGAUUCGUCUCCCGUUCUCUCAGGCACAUGGUACCAAGCUGAGACUGAUGGAGGGUCUGUCUGAGAACCCCAAUGCUAUCUAUGAGGGAAAAAAAGAAAUGGAGGGAAAAAAAAUGUUUACCGGGAGAGUGGCGUUGAAUUGAGAGGGGCGGAUGAUAAGGAAGAGAGAGAAAAAAAGGCUGG